Messenger RNA from Trifolium pratense (red clover), 1058 nucleotides. Its product is annotated as succinate dehydrogenase subunit 6, mitochondrial-like. NCBI's taxonomy places the organism in Eukaryota, Viridiplantae, Streptophyta, Magnoliopsida, Fabales, Fabaceae. The transcript is spliced from 4 exons. The coding region runs from base 302 to 742 and encodes 146 amino acids. The record is from RefSeq and is a predicted model, not a curated record.
AAUUUUAUUUUCCUCAAUUUUUUCAAUCUCUACCUUUUAAUUCAUAUUUUUUCUCUUUUUCUUUUCUCAAUCCUCACAAAUCAAUGGUUAUGAUUCUACAAGAGAAUCCAUUCUCGUUUUUCUUUUUUCUAUAAUCCUUAUUGAGUGAUAGUAUUCUGCUUGAUUACUCACAAAUUCGCACAGCUGCAAAUAAGCGAAAAUACCAUUUAUCUCAGUUCGCGAUUUCCCUCUCUUCUCUACUAUACCAUUUCUCAAUCUCAUCACUGUUUGAUUAAUCAUCCCGUGCACGCCUCUAGUGGUGAUGGCAGGUAACACACAAGAUUCAUCCCAGUCAUUUUGGGAAGGCUACAAAGAGUUUUGGGGUGAAAGGUUUUCUUUUAUGAACAAUUAUUCCAACUUCAUCAAGCGUGAUAAACCCCUCACUUCCUGGUCUAACUCUGAUGUUGAGGAAUUUAUCGCUUCUGAUCCUGUUCAUGGACCUGUGCUGAAAACUGCUAGAGAAGCAGUGCAAUAUGGGCUUACAGGAAGUGCUUUGGGAGCGUUAUUCACUGCAGGUUUUGCCUGGAAAUAUUCAAGGAGUUUACAUGGUGCUGGACUGUCUUUUUUAGCUGGAGGUGUAUUUGGAUGGACAUUUGGACAUGAAAUCGCAAAUCAUGCACUUCAACUUUACAGGGUAGACACAUUGGCUUCUGAGGCUAAGUUUCUGGAGUGGUGGAAAAGGAAGACCGAAGGAGGUUAUUGAAUCUGUUGGUGUCUGGAAGUUAAUGCUACAUUUGUUAGUUUUCGGUGUUGCCAGUUCGAUUUAUGUUUGCAGAAUAAAUAUUUUUGUUGUUGCAUAGGUCAAAAUUUAGAAAUAAUGCAUUGUCCACAAAUCAAAUUGUGACUGCCAUUUUUUCUCCCGAUGUUGUGUUGUUCUUUAUUACUCUGAAAAUAAUUAUGGAACCAAUGUAAAAUUUUGUUACUGGUGGACCUUGUGUGAUGAAGCACUUGGUUUGGAAAUUUUUUAUAUUUUGUUCUGUUUUUAUGAAAAUAAUGCAAAGAAAUGUUCAAAAGGCAAA